CUGGGCAUGUGUCUGUCCUGUGGACUCUGAGGACUUUUAAGCUGUCUGUCUGCACCGCUGGGACCAUGGGAGGCAGCGUCAGGACCCAGACCCUCACCGCCCUUCUGUGUCUCGGGCUGUGUCGGGGUCCAUGGGACCAGGUACAGGCAGGGUACCUUCCCAAACCCUCCAUCAGGGCUGACCCCAGCCCCAAUGUCACCAGGGGGACCCCUGUGACCAUCUGGUGUCAGGCAUCUCUCCAGGCUGAUGUCUACUAUCUGUAUAAAGAGAGGGUCUCUGAACCCACGUCCAUGGAGAUCUCACAGGAUUCCAGCAACAAGGCCAGUUUCUCCCUUGGAUUCAUGAGUCCGCACAAUGCAGGGCGAUACCAGUGUCAAUAUCACAGCAGGAACGGCUGGUCACAGCGGAGUGACCUCCUGCCCCUGGUGGUGACAGGAGUGUACAACCCACCCUCCCUCUCAGCCAUCCCAGGCCCUGUGGUGUCCUCAGGAGGGAACGUGUCCCUCUCCUGUAGCUCACAGUACCCAGGGCAAACCUUCCGUCUGCUGAAGGAGGGGGGAGCUGACGCGCCCCGACCCCUGGAAUUGAAGUUCCCUCGUGAGAAGAGUCAGGCACUGUUCCCUGUGGGCCCCGUGAGCAUCUCCCAUGGGGGGACCUACAGGUGCUACGUUUCUCCAGCUUCCUACCCGUAUGUGUGGUCACUCCCCAGUGACCCUCUGCACCUUCAGGUCACAGGUGCCUACAGGGAGCCCACCCUCUCAGCCCAGUUGGGCUCACUAGUGCAGCCUGGAGACAACCUGACCCUCCAGUGUCACUCUGAGGCUGGAUUUGACACAUUCGCUCUGAUGAAGGAUGAGGGGCUCACACCUCCCGUGUGUCUAGAUGGGCAGCCCAGCCCCAACUUCUCCCUGGGCUGUGUGACCCCCUCCCACGGGGGCCACUACAGAUGUUAUGGUGGACAAAACCUCUCUUCCACAUGGUCGGUCCCGAGUGCCCCCUUGGACAUCCUGAUCACAAGCCUGUACAGGAAACCGUCCCUCUCGGCCCAGCCGGGGCCCUCAGUGUCCUGGGGAGAGAGUGUGACCCUGCAGUGUCGCUCGGAAAUCUGGCUCGACACCUUCUACCUGUCCAAGGAGGGGUCACCUGCUCCUCCCCAGCACAUUCGUCUGCAGGACACAACUGCACCUUAUCAGGUCAACUUCAACAUGAGUCCUGUGACCUCAGACCAUGAGGGGACCUACAGGUGCUACGCCUCAUCCAGCACCUCUCCCUACCUGUUGUCACACCCCAGUGACCCCCUGGAGCUGCUGGUCUCAGCAGCUGACACCAUCCUCCCAUCACAAAACAAGUCAGACCCCAACAGUGACUCCCACUCCAAAGAUUACACAGUGGAGAAUCUCAUCCGCAUGGGCAUGGCUGGCUUGAUUCUGGUGGUCCUUGGGAUUCUACUAUUUCAGGAUCACUCCAGUCAGAGGAGAAUCCAAGAUGAGGCCAGGAGCUGUGUCUGCACUGACAUGAGGCUGCAGAGGAGCCAGAACCCACACCCCCUGCAGCAUCUCCAGGGCCUGGGGACCCUGUGGGAGGCAGACCAGCCCCCAAGUGACCACACCCUGUGCUUCUGUCUGUCCUCCAAGCACCAAGAUCCCUCCCUCUGCACAGCCGGGGCCAGAGGCAGAGACGCCAUGACCCCCACCCUCACUGCCCUGCUCCUCCUCGGUCUGAGUGUGGAACCCAGGACCCGAACGCAGGCAGGUGAGUGGACCCUCCCCACCAUCUGGGCUGAGCCAGGCUCUGUGGUCCCCUGGGGUAGCGCUGUGAACAUCUGGUGUCAGGGGACCCUGGAGGCCCAGAAGCUCCAUGUGUAUAGAGAGGAAGGCUCAGUGUACCUGGACAGACAGCCCACACUAGAGCCUGGGAACAAGGCCAAGUUCUCCAUCACACACAUGACAGAUGGACAUGCAGGACGGUAUCACUGUUCCUAUCAAAGCCCCGCUGGCUUGUCAGAGCGCAGUGACCCCCUGGAGCUGGUGGUGACAGGAUUCCAUGGCAAACCCCGUCUCUCAGCCCUGCCCAGCCCCGUCGUGACCUCAGGAGGGAAGGUGACCUUCCAGUGCACCUCAUGGGUAGGAUUCCAUAGGUUCGUCCUGAUGAGGGAAGGAGAGCCCAGACCCGCCUGGACCCUCGACUCCCAGCGACACACCAGUGGGCAGUUCCAGGCCCUGUUUCCUGUGGGCCCUGUGACCCCCAGGCUCAGGUGGACCUUCAGAUGCUAUGGCUAUUUCAGCAACACCCCCCACAUGUGGUCACUCUCCAGUGACCCUCUGGAGCUCCUGGUCUCAGGUGUGUCCAGGAAGCCCUCCCUCCUGACCCAGCAGAGCCCUUUCUUGACCCCUGGACAGAGGCUGAUCCUCCAGUGUCGCUCUGACGUCGGCUAUGACAGAUUCGCUCUGUACAAGGAGGCGGCACGUGACCUUCCCCAGCGCCUUACCCUGCAGCCCCAGGCUGGGCUCUCAGGGGCCGACUUCCCCCUGGGCCCAGUGAGCAGCUCCCACGGGGGCCGGUACACAUGCUAUGGUGGACACAACCUCUCCUCCGAGUGGUCGGCCCCCAGUGACCCCCUGGACAUCCUGGUCACAGGACAGCUCCUCUCCACACCCUCCCUCUCAGUGCAGCCGGGACCCAUGGUGGCCUCAGGAGAGAAUGUGACCCUGCUGUGUCAGUCCUGGAGCUUUGUGGACACUUUCCUUCUGUACAAGGAGAGGGCAGCCGACCCUCCCCUGCGUCUUAGAUCAAAGUACCAAGCUGGACAUUACCAGGCCAAAUUCUCCAUGAGUCCUGUGACCUCAGCCCAGGGGGGGACCUACAGGUGCUACGGCUCAUACAGCAACUUCCCCUACCUGUUGUCACACCCCAGUGACCCCCUGGAGCUCCAGGUCUCAGGAUCCUCUGGAGAGCCUGGCCCCCCAGCCACAGAUCCCAGCUCAACAGCUGGUCCCAACCGGUACCUGUACGUCCUCAUCGGGGCCGCGGGGGCCUUCGUCCUGCUGCUCUGCCUCCUCGUCGUCCUCCUCGUCCGUCGCCGGCGUCAGGGCAAAGGCAGGAAGCCGGGGGCCGCAGACCCAGAGCCCCAGGACAGAGGCCUGCAGGACAGCUCCGGGCCAGCUGCCGCCACCCAGGAGGAGACCCUCUCAGAUGCCGCCGUGCAAGACGCACAGCCCGAGGAGGGGGUGGAGCUGGACCAGCGGGUCUCUAGGCCCCAUUCGUUCAUUUGCCCGGCAAAUGUGCACGGAGAGCCCACCGUUUACCAGGCCCCACCUAGUGCUGCAGGCACGACAGUGAGCAAACCUGACCCACGCUCGGACGCGGAGGAUGGAGACCCCCAAGGAACGAUGUAUGCCCAGGUGAGCCACUCAAGAUCAAGACUCAGUCGGGGACCGGCCACUUCUCCUUCCCCCCUGUGGGGGGGAUUGCCGGACACAGGAGACAAACAAGCAGAGGAAGACAGGCAGAUGGACAGUCAGGUGGGUCCUCUCUUCUCCAGGCUCCCAGGCUCCCCCCACGCUAACCACACACCUCCCCUCUCCCUCCGCCCACUGCAGGCUGCCGCAUCUGACGCCCCCCCAGAUGUGACCUACGCCCAGCUGAACCGCUUGACGCUCAGACGGGAGACGAGUGCACCCCAUUCCUCCCAAGCCAGGAAGCCUCCAGCAGAGCCCAGCGUGUAUGCUGCUCUGGCCAUCCGCUAGCCCAGGAAGGACCCACACCCCACACUCCAGGGAGGGGACCGCGGGGACCCCAGGAGGCGCGGGAGCUGCCCACAGAGGCCGCCUAAUGGCCCCAGCCAGCCUGGACUCCUAACAUAGACCAGUAAGAACUCCUGGGACCUUCUGGGAGUGACCGGAUUCUGCCAUCAAAGAUAGCUAGAGCCCCUACAUUUUGGAAAUAAAGCAACAGACUUCUCGAUAAUCCGUGAGCGAAAUGAGAAACCCAAAAUGGAAAUGGGAGAAUGCUUACGCUGAAUAAUGUAAAUGUUACACAUCAGACCUAUGGCGCAGGAAAAUUAGCAACCGGGAACGAACGUAUUUCAAAAAAAAAGCCUAAAAAGUCAAUGGCAUAAACUAUUGUACCAAGAAUUUAGAAAAAAUAGCAAAUUAUUCCAAAUGAAGGUAGAAGGAAGGAAAUUAUAGCGAUAAGAGUAGCUACUAAUGAAGACAAACAAAAAAUAGAGCAUAAUCAAUAAAGCCCAAACGUUUAUUCGUGAAAACAUGAAACAUAUUCAUAAAUCCUAGCCACGAUGCCAAGAAAGACAGAGAGAGAGAAACAGACAGAGACAGAGAAAGAGGACAUUAUGAGCACAGCAUCACAUCCUAUGGACUUUAAAUACAUAACAGAAUUAUUAUGUUUAUUUUUAUUACUUAUUAUUAUAUUAUUAACAAUUUUGUGCUAAUACAUUAGAAAAUGUAGAGGAAAUGGACAAUUCUCAAAAAUGCAAAAUGAUGGAAUAGGGAUAAAUAGAAACUCUAAAUGCCGUAUGUAUAAAAUAUGUUGAAUACACAAUUAAAGUUUUUUCCACAAAGUGAA
Molecule: messenger RNA, 4581 nt
Organism: Neofelis nebulosa (Clouded leopard)
Lineage: Eukaryota; Metazoa; Chordata; Mammalia; Carnivora; Felidae
Product: leukocyte immunoglobulin-like receptor subfamily B member 3
Exons: 22
Coding region: 66-3746 (1226 amino acids)
Biological process (GO): cytokine-mediated signaling pathway
Molecular function (GO): inhibitory MHC class I receptor activity
Source: RefSeq, a predicted model, not a curated record